UUGUGAGGAGAAAACCGAUCAGCUGAUCGGGAGAAUCCUCCUGUCGAGCCUCAGCCUUGAGAGCAUCUUGACUGUUGAUUGAUAAAACUUAUAUUUGUAAGAUUUGCUCAGCUGUAUUUUUAGGCGUCGUGUGUCAUCAUCAGGAAAGAAAAAAACAUGGACGUUCUGAAGCCACCAAUUCUAAACAUUGAUGGCCGUUGCUAUCGUUUGAAUCCGGUGCAGAGGCCCUCUGAGUGGGUGGAGCAUGAAGAUGAAAUGGAGGGGUACGACGAAAUGUAUGAUGAUGAGUACAAUGAGGAAAGUUGUGAACUUCUAGACAUAAAAGAGACGGACAAAGGUUACACCCUGAACCUUGAGAUCCCCAGCGGUUUCUUCGGUCACAUCAUCGGGAAGAACAAAGAGACAAAGAAGAAGAUUGAGCGAGAGACUAAGACGCAGAUUGUCUUCCCUAAGGCGCAUAGUGAUGAGGAUUUGAUAGUUAUUCGUGGAGAGCAGAAGUCAGGGAUCAUCUCGGCCAAAACAAGAAUUGACGUGAUUGUUUCAUCUGCCAGACAGAGGGAGCCAUUCACUCACUUCCUGUCUAUGCCGUUCAACAGCGCCCCCACACAAAACAAGUUGCGCGAGUUCACGGAGGAUGUGUUGAGAGACAGGAGAGGGGAUGAAGGACUGGAUGUAAGUUUAUUCCAGAAGCCGGCAAAGUUACAUCUCACUCUUGGAACACUCGUCCUCAUGUCAAGAAAAGAAGUGGCUCAGGCGCAAGAACUUCUUGAACAGUGUAAACAAGAUGUAAUCAAUCCAAUCCUUCAAGACUCGUUUCUAUUGGUCAAUCUGAGAGGCUUGGAAUACAUGAAUGAUGAUCCCGGCAAAGUUGAUGUGCUGUACGCCAAGGCAGAACUUAAAGAUGGAUCAAACAAACUGCAGCUCAUCUGUGACAGUGUUGCAGAGAGCUUCACCAGGGCAGGGCUGAUGCAGAAGGAGUAUGAGCGGGUCAAAGUUCACAUCACUCUCAUCAACACGAUCUUCAGGAAAGAGCCGGACGCUGAGGAUGGGUCAAGAAGGGGCAAGGGAAAACGAGAUGGAGAAGGAGACAGGGUUAGGGAGUCCAUUGAUGCAAGCAGAAUACUUCAGGAGUUUGGGGACUACUCGUUUGGGGACUGCCUAGUCAAUACAAUCCAUAUAUCGCAGCGAGGCUCAUAUGGGGUAGAUGGUUAUUAUCUACCUGUUGGAUCUGUAACACUGCCAUGAUGAUGCAAACAUUUUAAUGGACAAUUGGACAUAGGUCUUUUAGUAAUGGAUAACGUGGCUACUGCAUCACUGGGCAUGUUUGGGCAGCGACCAUUUGUCAACCACAAGUCAAUGUUCCAUGGUGUACCUGCAUGCAAUACAUCAUGGGUACCAGGCAAAGUCGCCCAAUGGUCGACAAUAGUCUCUUGCUCGAACUCGAUCAUUGCUGAAGGAAUUCCAUAAACGCUACCUUGGUGUCGAACUAUCUGAUGAUGGACAAUAAUAUGAGAAAACAAGAAUGCUAUGUAAUGAGUUCCUUUUGACAUUUUUUAUUGCCAAGUGGCUAGGUCUCAGGUGAUUUUUUGUUGGAAUAAAUUACCUUUAUGGGCUUUGAGGCAUUGCAUGGUGAGGUAUCAAUGUAUACUUGGUUUACGUUUUCUACACCACUUGUACAUCUACUUGCUGGAUAGACAAUGUUCUUUUGAGAACUUGUAUUGCUAUUUUAUAUUCUACUACUGUAUGCGGAGUAGAUUUUGGGGAAUUUUUGAGACAUCUCAAUUCUGAAAAGAACUGUCCUGCUUUUCUACUACCUCGGCUGAAGGUAGGAAAUCAGUCGGGACAACUACUUUCUCUUAGUGGAGUGAGGGGACUUCUAGUCAUUAACUUCACUGCCGCCGAGUGAGUUCUUAAUUGGUCUUUUAAAAAUGUGUGUUUACAAACAAACUUUUCAAAACAGCCUGAUGUCGUGAUUGAGGGUUUGGAAACAACAAAACAGAUGGACAUAAUACACUACACAGCAGAUCUAUUGCACUAAUCUACAGCAAGCUGCAAGUUAUAUUAAUUUAUUUCAUGAUAUACUCUGAGUACGUUUUAAGUAUGAUUUCACAAUGAUUUUUGAAUGAGGGACACAAGGAAUCGGGACUGUGCAAGUCUCCAGAGUAUUCAAACUUCCAGGACCAAAUUGGUCUGUUUGUUUGCUUGUUUGUUUGCUCGUUUGUUGAGAUGAUCUUCCCAUCAAGGGAACUCGUCAAACUCCCACACAGGGAUAUAAACACCAAGCUGGCAACAGCCAAUCUCUCCUACAAAGAUCGGUUUAACGUCAAUGAUUAUGAAUUGCACAAAUCAAGAAAUUGUGAUUCAGUAACUAGACUACAAUACUUAUUCUAGUCAUUGUGAAAUUAGUGGUGAGCAUUGGGGAUUCCAACCCACAGAACCUUGUAAUUGCAACCACUGGACCAUUCUGUUUCUCCUAUAUCUUCAGUUAAACAGAGUUUAUGGCUAUAGAAAUUACAUUGCAUUGUUGUGAAAAUGAACCUUCAGCCAUGAAAUAUAUCAAAGUAAAAAAGUUUUCAAUAAAUCAUUAAAGAAACAUGAGAAUAACACUUGACCUACAAUGUUUCAUUCAAUGUUAUCAUUAAACCUAUUAAAUGGUCACAGAAGGUCAGGGGUGACUGGGUUUCUAAAAAGACACCAUUCUCGUCCCAAGUUAUUAUCUUGUAACAUUAUAAAAUUAAGAAUUUUUUUUUCUCGUUUUUGAUAUUGGGGAGACUUGCACAGUCUAUUGCUGAUUAUCAUAUACGAAUAACAGUUCUGAAACUGAACAAGUUUACACAUACACUUGUCAUGCAUAGUAUAGAAUGUACCUUUUUAUUCAAGGUUGAUUUGAUACCAAGGUUGCCAUUAAGAACCUUCACUGUAUCAAUGAAAAUUACGAAUAGUCAACAGGCUUCUUUUCAAGUUCCUUCUGCGAAGUUGCCCAACCCCCUAAAAAAAUCCUUACCAAUAUUUACCACUGUUCAAAAUAUAUAGCGGAAUUACACAGCAUCGAAUUUCUUUCUUAUUUUUGGUAAAAUAAAAUAAAAACAAAUGAACUAGCUUGGCCAGAUUUAGAUCUUCGGUCCCAAAGAAUCCUUUGUAGGCAAGUACAAAGACGGAUACAAUAAAAGUUAUAUGUGAAAGUUUCAACUAAAAAAAGUGUCUACUGAAAACAUUACAAAAAAAAACUACAGUAUAAAGGCAAGCAUUUAUAAUUAAAGAAAACUUGAUUUGAUCAAGUUAUACAAUG
Messenger RNA from Asterias rubens (European starfish), 3289 nucleotides. Its product is annotated as activating signal cointegrator 1 complex subunit 1-like. Gene Ontology annotation, molecular function: RNA binding. NCBI's taxonomy places the organism in Eukaryota, Metazoa, Echinodermata, Asteroidea, Forcipulatida, Asteriidae. Gene Ontology annotation, biological process: regulation of DNA-templated transcription; DNA alkylation repair. The transcript has 9 exons. The record is from RefSeq and is a predicted model, not a curated record. The coding region runs from base 157 to 1245 and encodes 362 amino acids. Gene Ontology annotation, cellular component: nucleus.